AUGGAACUGGGCAGCAACAGCUCCUCGGGGGCCUUCAUUCUGAUGGGCAUAUCUGACCACCCCCAGCUGGAGAUGAUCUUUUUCGUGGUCAUCCUUUCCUCUUACUUGCUGACUGUCAUUGGGAACUCAACCAUCAUUCUGCUUUCCCGUCUUGAUGCUCGACUCCACACACCCAUGUAUUUCUUCCUCAGCAACCUCUCUUCCCUUGACCUUGCUUUUACUACCAGCUCAGUCCCUCAAAUGUUGAAAAAUUUGUCGGGGCCAGACAAGACCAUCAGCUAUGGCGGCUGUGUGACCCAGCUGUAUGUUUUCCUUUGGCUAGGGGCUACUGAGUGCAUUUUGCUCAUGGUGAUGGCAUUUGAUCGUUAUGUAGCAGUUUGCCGGCCCCUGCACUACAUCACCAUCAUGAAUCCUCGGCUCUGCUGGCUGCUGGCUGCCAUCAGCUGGUUAGGUGGCUUGGGCAACUCUGUGAUUCAGUCAACAUUCACUCUGCAACUCCCAUUUUGUGGGCACCAAAAGGUGGACAACUUCCUGUGUGAGGUGCCUGCCAUGAUCAAACUAGCCUGUGGAGACACAAGUCUCAACGAAGCCGUGCUCAAUGGCGUCUGCACCUUCUUCACUGCUGUCCCGCUAAGCAUCAUCCUGAUCUCCUACUGUUUUAUCUCUUGGGCAGUGCUGAAGAUUCAUUCUGUAGAAGGACAGCGGAAGGCCUUCAAUACAUGCCUCUCCCAUCUGGUAGUGGUGUUCCUCUUCUAUGGCUCAGCCAUCUAUGGGUAUCUGCUUCCAGCUAAGAGCAGCAACCAAGACCAGGGCAAAUUCAUUUCUCUCUUCUACUCUGUGGUCACACCCAUGGUGAAUCCUCUCAUCUAUACUCUAAGGAACAAAGAAGUGAAGGGGGCACUGAGAAGGUUGCUGGGGAAAGGAAGAAAAGUCAGCUAA
Nannospalax galili (Upper Galilee mountains blind mole rat) is the source of this 939-nucleotide messenger RNA. RefSeq names its product olfactory receptor 15. Gene Ontology annotation, cellular component: membrane. The record is from RefSeq and is a predicted model, not a curated record. Gene Ontology annotation, molecular function: G protein-coupled receptor activity; olfactory receptor activity. Bases 1 to 939 code for a protein of 312 amino acids. The transcript has a single exon. Lineage: Eukaryota; Metazoa; Chordata; Mammalia; Rodentia; Spalacidae. Gene Ontology annotation, biological process: G protein-coupled receptor signaling pathway.